Messenger RNA from Aureobasidium namibiae CBS 147.97, 1218 nucleotides. RefSeq lists its product as uncharacterized. NCBI's taxonomy places the organism in Eukaryota, Fungi, Ascomycota, Dothideomycetes, Dothideales, Saccotheciaceae. The transcript is spliced from 3 exons. Gene Ontology annotation, molecular function: peptidyl-prolyl cis-trans isomerase activity. The record is from RefSeq and is a predicted model, not a curated record. Gene Ontology annotation, cellular component: membrane. The annotation marks the transcript as partial.
CCCAGUUCCAACGUCACUGCUGACGGACUCGAAAUCGUGACGGCCAACCCCAAGACGUGCAAACGCCCAACCAAAUCCGGAGAUAACAUCAGUGUACACUACCGUGGCAAACUGCAGUCCGAUGGCACAAAGUUCGACGAAUCAUACAAACGUGGUGUGCCUUUCAGCUUCAAGCUCGGCGUUGGCCAAGUGAUAAAAGGAUGGGAUCAGGGUUUAUUGGACAUGUGCGUCGGCGAGAAGAGGAAGCUGGUCAUCCCUCCGGAGCUGGCUUACGGACACAGUGAUAUGGGAAUCAUCCCUCCGGACAGCACUCUAAUCUUUGAAACCGAGCUCAUCCAAAUAUCUGGUGUACCUGCUGAGGUCGAAGAGCCUGCCCUUAGACCAGAGGAACUUCUACCACCUCCACCAGUCCCGCAAGAGGACUUCCCCUCGCUGUCCGACACUGGAUCUGAGAAAGGCCCCAAGGACAAGCCUGAAGAGCAAGACGGCGAAUGUAAGCUUCUAGGUCCGUUCGCCUUGAUCGUGCAAGCUGCCCUGGGUGCUCUUGCCCUGCUUUCCCUUGUUUUCAAACGUUGGAGAGAGCGUCCGAGACGUCCGCUCAAGAUCUGGUUCUUCGACGUCUCCAAACAAGUGGCUGGUACUUUCUUGUUGCAUCUUGCUAAUCUGGCCAUGUCAAUGUUCUCAUCGGGAAAAUUCGACCUGGCCAGCACAAAAUCCGAGGACAUCUCGGCAAGUGUUUCUGCUGUUACCGCCGACGAUGGCAAGAUGCCGAACCCUUGUUCGUUCUAUCUCUUGAACCUGGCUAUUGAUACUACUAUUGGUAUCCCGGUCCUGGUCAUAUUGUUACGUGUUCUACACAGUCUUUUCGCCAAAACACCCAUUGCGAACCCGCCCGAAUCCAUCAAGUCUGGCUACUACGGCAACCCACCGCGUGCGACUUGGUGGCUCAAGCAAUCUGUCAUCUACUUUAUCGGACUUUUCGGCAUGAAAUUGUUUGUCUUCUUGCUCUUUGCGAUGCUCCCUUGGCUUCCAUGGGUCGGAGACUGGGCUCUACGCUGGACCGAGGGCAACGAGGCUCUCCAGAUCGCAUUCGUCAUGUUCAUCUUCCCCGUGGCCAUGAACGGCCUUCAGUACUACAUCAUUGAUGGCUUCAUCAAGGGCAAGGAGUCAGAUAGAGAAGGAUUCCAAGCAGUGCCUACUGACGACGAUGAUGAAGAG